GAGGUGGUGAAGCUGGUGCAAAGACAGGCUGAGAGAAGAGGGAGAGGAUAAGAAAGAGGGAAGCUAAGUGUGAGGAUUCUGGUAGUAUUGCCAAAGCGAUGGAAAGGAGAGGAGAGAGGAGGUAGUACGGGAUCUGUGAGCAUCUUGUUUCUCCAGUCGAGAGAUCUGCUGCUGCUAUUUACUCAAGACCCCGGGGACGGAUGGAUGCUUACACAAAUAAAUACCAGCAUAAUUGACUUGGUUCUGCAUGAGGGACUUAAAUUGAACGCUCCUUCGUGUUGGGUCUGUACAAAGACACAGAGCAGGACUAAAGCAGGAUGUGGUAUUGCUUGCAUUCGUGCCUUUAUGAAUGUGUGUUUGUGGGCAUAACAGGUGCUCUCAGGUGAGCGAGGCUAACUUGAAACCAACCUGUAAACUGACUCCCAUCACACCACCGCGUGCCUACGUUUGUGUGAGAGGUAGCUGCAAACUGUGCGUAAAUAUCUCUGUAUGUGUAGCUGAGAAUGCCCAGGUGCGUACACAGCACGGCCUGUUUGUGACAUUCACACACACACGCAUGACAGGAGGAAGUGACACGUCUGUGCUCGCGCUUGCAUUUCCUGGUCCUCUCUCCGGUAGCUAUACCAAAGUGCCGAACUGGAGCCGAGUUCACCUGUUUCGCCCUCAAAAGUGGGAUUUAAAGCCUCUGGAUGCAUCAGCGCAGGAGUGCGGACUUUUUCUGGAUGAGUAAAGGACAGUUGUUUGCGUGUAGACUCUGACUGUGACCAAGUGUCACUUCAAGAAAACCCAUCGCUUCCUCAAGCUGUCAACGUGCUGCUCUGGUGCUCUUCUGGUGCCAGUGGCUGUCCUCGGACCUCUCCAUGACCGUCAAUACAGUGCUGACCCCCUCCAUGACUAGCAGUAACAGCAUGAGCAGUGGGUACUGCAGCCUGGAUGAUGAGAGCGAGGACUUCACUUUCUUCACGGCCAAGACCUCGUUCUUCCGCAAGCCCAAGCAAGCAGCUAAGCAGAAUGAAGCAAAGGAAGAAUUGGAGAGAGCGACAAAAGAACUGUCAGAGGAAGACGUGCGGGCCAAGAUUGAAGAGUAUAACGCUCAGGUCACGGAAAAUGGAAUGAAAUGGGCUUCAGACGGAUCUUACACAGGCUUCAUUAAGGUCCACCUGAGGCUCAGUCGACCAGUCACCGUCCAUGGCUUGGACCAGGCGGGGUCAGAGGCCAGCGGCCGCCUCCGAACACCGUCAGAGGAGCAGGAGGCAACAGACUGUGGGCAUUCUGAGAAAAGAACAUCCUUCUAUCUACCAUCCGACAGCGUGAAGCAGCUCCACAUCAGCUCUCAGACCACCACCGGAGAGGUCAUUAAGGGCUUGCUGAAGAAGUUCAUGGUGUUGGAUGAUCCCCGCAAGUUUGCGUUGUACAGGCAGACGCAUCGCGACGGACAGGACCUGUUCCAGAAGCUUCCUCUGUACGAGCGCCCUCUUCUUCUGAGAUUGAUUGCAGGCCCGGAUACAGAGCAGCUCAGCUUUGUCCUUAAGGAAAACGAGACCGGAGAGGUGGAGUGGCACGCAUUCUCAGUCCCCGAGCUUCAAAACUUCCUGGUAAUCCUUCAGAAAGAGGAGGCGGAGCGCAUACGAGCAGUGGAGCAAAAAUACGCCGUUUACCGAAAUAAACUACAGCAGGCCCUCCAACGACACGCCCCCUGACCCCCCCCCAUCACCCGCAACAUCAUGACUUUAACCCAGGGAGAGACUGACCCUUUGAACCCUUCGAAAUCUGUUCAGAGAGCGGAGCUCGAGCUGAACUUGUCUUUGAGCUUCAGAUAUACACGCAAACAUGCGCACAUGUCACACGUGGUUGCAUAGCCUUUCUCAGGACGCAUACGAGCCCCUCCCACCACCGCAGCCACCCAUACGUUGCCUCCCUGUGAAGAGGAUCGGGAGUCAAAAGCACUGUAAAAAAGCUACAGAGUGUGUGCUGUCUUCUAGCUGAUGAGACAAGUAGUGCCAAGGACACAUACACACACACACACACACACACCCAUGCACACAGAGAAAAAGUUCUGUACUGUAACUUGAGUUGAGACCGAUAUGAAUAAGUGGUGUUUGUAAAGAUUCCCUCUUCUUCUGCUACUGCUGCUGCUGCUGCUACUGCAAGUGUUACUUAUGCAUGAGUCUCUCAGCUCAUCUUCCCUGCACAUAGAGUUAGGAUUAAAACAGAAGGCAUGAUUACUUUUUUCUGCAUCACGCUGGGAUGGAAGGACAAUCAUACCAUGUUGUUCCUGGAAAUGAUGUAUCAGUUAUCAGCAGAUGUACUAUUUUUUUUUUUUUCUGGAUUUGAAAGGGAGGUAUUUUAGGGUUGGAGCUGAAGUACUGGAAAUCUGUGCUUCUCCAUAACAAAGGGUGGGAAUCAGAAUGAAGGAAGCGCUUGUUUUGAAAUCUCCGAACAAGCAUAAGAAAGUGAGAUCCAUUUUCUGCUUUUUUCUCAGGGAGCAUGUAUUGGGAACAGAGAAAAUCUAAAGGAGGAAAGAUAGACCUGUUCCUCCUAGAACAACCUUAUUUUAGCCCCUGUUUAUCUGUUCUUAUGUGCUAACUUAAACGUGUAAAGACUUGAAGACAUAUGUAAGUCAGGUGCUUCUUCAAUCACGGCACCCCACUCCAUGCUCCUCCAAACACGCGCAUAAUCCCAACCUGUUCCAAGAUGAUAACUGUGAUAUCAUUUCCAGUUCCCCCUCUUACUUUAAAGCCCAAUCAAACUUGCAUGAAUUCCACUUGCGAACUGCAUGAACCCCACCUGCGGAGGAAGCCUACCGAGGGAGGCAACCCACAAACCUUUACGGAUACACUUUACGUACACUGUUGGGGUUGCAUUUAAAUGUUACAGGAAUUUUACACCAAAGCUUCGAGGAGCACAUCUAGCGAGAUGAUUUUAAAGGGAUUACAGACAAAAGUUUGUUGAAUUAAAGAUGGUGUAUGUAAAAAAAAAAAAAAAGAUUCUGUUUUGCACAUAGAUGCAGGUCACUGAAAGGCCCACACAUGUGGGGCUGGGCAUGCAUUUAGGCUUUCUUUAAUCCCCCUGCCUCCAACCUAAAAAAAAAAAAAAAGGAAAGAAAAACAUAUAAAGUUCAUAAACAUGGCUAUGAUGUACCAAUGAUGUGUUUGCAAUGCAUAUGUAUUAUGUAGACACUGGAAAAAGAGUGACAAGAUUGAACUUUGUUGUUAUUAUGAAUAUUUUGGGGUAUCAUUCCUACUGGUUGGUGUGUGUGUGCGUGUGCGUGUGUGUGUGUGUGCCUGCGUUCAUUUGAGGCGAUGAGGCUAACGUGAGUAAUGUUUUAAAAUGAGUGUGUGUGUGUGUGUGUGUCAUCAGCGCGCCCUCACUGGGCCUCGCCUGUGAAGCAUUGAGUGCAUCCUAACUGCAGAUUAGCAGACUGAGUGUGUGCAUCACAGAAUACAUUCAACAAAACUCUUCACGAGUUUUUGUUUGGUUUUUUUCAUUAAUUCCAUAAAAGUACUGAUACUUGAGGCCUGUUGUCCAUGAGCACAUGCUUCUCCCUCCCUCUCUCUUUUUUUUUCUUUUUCUUUAACCACCACCACCCAAAGCCCGAGCUGUUCCUGCUGGCAGUGCCUUUUGUUUCAUGUGCCCCUGUGAGUCUGUGUAAGGUGUGUUUCAGCACACAGGUGCCUGAGUCAUGCGUGUGGGUGUUUUUGCAUGUGUGCAAAACCCGUGUUCCUUGGGUGGUGCUGCUUCUCUCAUUUUUCUCUCCUGUCCUGUAACACUCAUGUCGUCCCACCAAACCC
Archocentrus centrarchus (flier cichlid) is the source of this 3791-nucleotide messenger RNA. It is a transcript of the gene rassf5, whose product is annotated as Ras association domain family member 5. Bases 861 to 1700 code for a protein of 279 amino acids. Gene Ontology annotation, cellular component: nucleus. NCBI's taxonomy places the organism in Eukaryota, Metazoa, Chordata, Actinopteri, Cichliformes, Cichlidae. The record is from RefSeq and is a predicted model, not a curated record. Gene Ontology annotation, biological process: signal transduction. The transcript has 5 exons.